Lathyrus sativus (Indian pea) is the source of this 450-nucleotide messenger RNA. The record is from the annotation of a GenBank genome assembly. NCBI's taxonomy places the organism in Eukaryota, Viridiplantae, Streptophyta, Magnoliopsida, Fabales, Fabaceae.
AUGGAUGAAUAUUGGAAGAGAAAUGGCCAAAUACCAGCUUUUGGGAACUGGGAGAAUGCAAACGAGUUGCCGAUAACUCAGUAUUUUGAGAAUGCAAGACAAGCUGGUUUGAUUCGUUACAGUUCUUCAUCUGGUGACACUGAUCCUGAUCUUUAUGGGGUUGAUUUUAAGAAACUUGGAAAGACGACGAGGAACAGAGAAACAACCAUGAGAAAACAGAGCAAAGUGUACGAUGUAACGGAACAUCCAAGGAAACCAAUGAACAACAAGAAGAAGACAUUACAUGUAAACGACGUCGUCGUUCGAAAGGCUCCUUUACCGACCAGACUUCCGAAACCAGUUGAUGAAGAUCUCUACAAAAUAUCUCCUGAACUUCUUCGCACUACCAAACGGAAGAAAAUGUUGGGUUUCAUUUCCAAGUGUCUGGUCCCUACUGCCUGUGUUUCAUGA